CAAAAAGACACGGCCUUGGUUUAAUACGCUUUAUUGGUGAACUAUUUAAGUUGAAUAUGCUUACUGAGCGCAUCAUGCACGAGUGUAUUAAAAAGUUGUUAACUGUUCAUGGAGUUCCUGAAGAGGAGGAAAUGGAAAGCUUGUGUAAACUCAUGACGACAGCUGCCAAGGCAAAAGAAGAGGCAGAAAUUUUAAGACGAGCUGCAAGUUCAGGUGGACGAGAUCAAAUAUCACGUAGCAGCUCUGGUCGCCGUGACAUAAGUAAGUCUCAUGGCUCAAGUGGACAGUCGGUAAGCUCUGAUGGCUGGAGUAUGGUCGGAGGUACAUCAUCGGCUUCGCGGCAAGCCGGAGAUCUAUCUAAAUUUGGUUCAGUAUCUCGUAGUAAGGUACCUUCUGGCCACGUCAGUUUAGCGCCAGGAGGUUCUGCUUUCGCUAGUUUAGCUGGAGGUUCAAAAGGUUGGAAAACUGAAAGCAAGGAGCGUAAAGAUAAAACUGAAAUUGAUAGUUCAUCUUCUAACGAAUCGGCGAAGUCUUUCGCAUCCCCUCCCCCUCCUGAACGAAAAAAAAUUAUUCUAGCACCAAGAUCCACGUCAUUACCAUUAUCAUCAGAAACUCCUCCUGCACCUAAAUCAAUAAUGACCAAGUCUUCUGCAACUUCAAUAUCAAUGUCUGAAGAAGUUGCAGAGAGAAAGAUCAAUAGUACAGUUGAAGAAUACUUUAAUAUAGGAGAUAUAAACGAACUGCCCAAAGAAUUUUACUCUAAGGCGAUUGAGAUAUUUGCAAACAAAGCACUUGAAAAGAAGCAAGAUGAUGUUGAUAAAGUCAUAAGAUUAUUUGACAAAUUCAUAAUCGAGAAUAUUGUGGAUAAAUCAGUCUUUACGGAAGGUUUUACUGCUACUGUAGAAUUUCUGAUAGAUAUUGGUGCUGAUGCACCCAAAUCUUACACAUUCACUGGACAAUUGUUUAAUGGUGCACGGCUUGAUAUUAAAGAUGUAUCAGAGUUGCUUAAACCUCUAUCAGAAAUUGAUGAUAAAGGCCUAGAGAAAGUAAUGACUGGAUAUUUAACGGCAUUAAAGGCUGACACUGUGAUUGCACGGAAGGUGAAAGAAAGUGGGUUGGAUUUUAAAUCGAUAUUCCCUAAAAAGUCUAUUACCGAUAUAAAUAAAUUUCUUGAAGAUCUUGUAAGUAUUUAA
Messenger RNA from Racocetra fulgida, 1193 nucleotides. Lineage: Eukaryota; Fungi; Glomeromycota; Glomeromycetes; Diversisporales; Gigasporaceae. The record is from the annotation of a GenBank genome assembly.